CAAUGAGGGGAACUUUGGAUUUGCUGGAUUUGCGCGUGCGGGUCGUGGCAACCUCGUCACCUUCCUGGAAAGACGUAGUCUGUCGGGUAACCGGUACUUACCUACCUCAAGGUACUUGUAAAAGACGAAGCGCCGGUCUCUGUUCCGCCCCGAAACCAGUCCAGCCGCUGUUUUCUCUGUUCCGUGUAUUCCUGAAACCGUGACUUGUAAGUAAGCUGCUCGACUUGACUCACCAUUGAGCCUCUCGAUUUUUCUAUGCCCAUUUUCUGUUGAUCCAUCACCCCUCAUUCGCUUCGGCUCGGGUCGGUAACACUCAAACCCCCCAACGGAAAAGGGAAACCAAACGCCCGCUGGCCAGAGACGAAAUGGCCUCAUCAUCAUCAUCAACGCCCAUGAAAGUGGUGGACAUCCACACCCACAUGUACCCCCCUUCGUAUAUCAAGAUUCUUGAAUCUCGAACCACCAUUCCCGUCGUGCGCAGCUUCCCGCAAACGCCGGACCCGCGCUUCAUCCUCCUCGCCUCGGAGGAGCAGGCCCUCGAUGAAGCCACCAAGGACUCUUCGGCCAAGCCCCCGGGCCGGCCGCUGACCUCGCACUACGCCUCACUGGACCAGAAGGUGCAUUUCAUGGAUACGCACAAGAUCGACAUCUCGGUCGUCUCCUUGGCGAACCCCUGGCUCGACUUUGUCGACGCCUCCGAGUCGGGCGCUAUGGCCAAGGGUGUCAACGAGGAGUUCGACGCCAUGUGCGCCGCCCACCCUGGCCGUCUCUUCUUCUUCGCCACCCUGCCCCUAACUGCGUCGCUCGAGACCAUCCUCGAGGCCAUCAACCACGUCAGAGCACUCAAGUAUUGUCGCGGCAUCAUUCUCGGCACCUCGGGCCUGGGUAAGGGUCUCGACGAUCCGGACCUGCUGCCCAUCUUCAAGGCCAUUGCCGCGGCCCGCCUGACCAUCUUCCUGCACCCGCACUACGGCUUGCCCAACGACGUCUGGGGCCCCAGGGCGAGCAAUGAGUACGGCCAUGUGCUGCCUCUGGCGCUGGGCUUCCCAAUGGAGACCACCAUCGCCGUCACACGCAUGUUUUUGGCAGGCGUCUUCGACGCGGUGCCCGAGCUGCGCAUGCUUCUGGCGCACAGCGGCGGCACGCUGCCCUUCCUUGCGGGACGCAUCGAGAGCUGCAUCAUGCACGAUGGCCAGCUGGUGCGCGAGGGCAAGGCCGGCAAGGGCCGCAGAAAGGUGUGGGAUGUGCUCAAGGAGCAGAUCUACCUCGACGCCGUCAUCUACUCCGAGGUUGGGUUGAAGGCGGCCAUAGAUGCGAGCGGAGCGGACAGGCUCAUGUUCGGCACCGACCACCCCUUCUUCCCGCCGCUGACCACCGAUGAGCAGGGCGAGUGGGAGAGUGUAAGCAUGAAUGCCGACGCGGUCGCUGCGGCCGUGGGCGAGGGGAGUGAUCAGGCAAAGUCCAUCAUGGGCGGCAACGCGAUCAGAAUUUUGAACCUGAAGGUUGAUUGAGUAAAUUUUCUGGUAAAAGAAAAAUGAAAUCGAUGUCGGGUCCUACUCAU
Colletotrichum destructivum is the source of this 1561-nucleotide messenger RNA. Its product is annotated as Putative 2-amino-3-carboxymuconate-6-semialdehyde decarboxylase, metal-dependent hydrolase. Gene Ontology annotation, cellular component: cytoplasm; cytosol. Lineage: Eukaryota; Fungi; Ascomycota; Sordariomycetes; Glomerellales; Glomerellaceae. The coding region runs from base 366 to 1511 and encodes 381 amino acids. Gene Ontology annotation, molecular function: carboxy-lyase activity; hydrolase activity. Gene Ontology annotation, biological process: secondary metabolic process. The transcript is spliced from 2 exons. The record is from RefSeq and is a predicted model, not a curated record.